AUGAAUGACGAUUUGAUUGAUUAUGAGGAGGAAGAUGAUGUUACCCAUUCUGAACUCGUUCAGCCAGAACAAUCUAUUGACAAUGGUCAGGAAGAAAACGACGAUAAAAAAGAUACAAAGGGAAGUUAUGUUGGUAUUCACUCUACUGGAUUCAGAGAUUUUUUAUUGAAACCAGAACUUUUACGUGCUAUUGUUGACUGUGGUUUUGAACAUCCAAGUGAAGUUCAGCAAGAAUGUAUCCCUCAAUCAAUUUUGGGAAUGGACGUGUUGUGUCAAGCUAAAUCUGGUAUGGGCAAAACAGCAGUAUUUGUUCUUGCAACACUUCAACAAGCGGAUCCUACACCAGGAGAAGUGUCUGUUAUUGUGCUCUGUCACACUCGUGAAUUAGCAUUUCAGAUCAGAAGCGAAUAUACUAGAUUUAGCAGAUAUAUGCCAGAAAUCAAAACUGAUGUUUUCUACGGAGGUAUUCCGAUUAGAGAAGAUUAUAAAAAAUUUUCAAGUAAAGAUACUAUUCCACAUAUCCUAGUAGGAACACCUGGAAGAGUGUUGGCAUUGGUCAACGAUGGACAUCUUAAAGCCGGCAGUGUUAAACAUUUUGUGCUCGAUGAAUGUGAUAAAAUGUUGGAUCAAUUAGAUAUGAGACGAGAUGUUCAAGCAAUCUUUCGUAAAACACCACAUAGUAAACAAGUAAUGAUGUUUAGUGCUACUUUAAGUAAAGAAAUUCGACCGAUAUGUAAAAAAUUUAUGCAAAAUCCAUUAGAGAUUUAUGUUGAUGAUGAGGCUAAACUUACAUUACAUGGUCUACAACAGUAUUACAUCAAGUUGACUGAAGGUUCAAAGAAUCGUCAGUUAAACGAUUUAUUAGACACGCUUGAAUUUAAUCAAGUGUGUAUUUUUGUCAAAUCUAUUCAACGAGCGAAUGAAUUAAAUAGAUUAUUGUGUGAUUGCAAUUUCCCAAGCAUCUGUAUCCAUGGUGGAAUGAAACAGGAAGAAAGGAUUGCCAGGUAUAAAUCAUUCAAGGAUUUUCAAAAAAGAAUAAUGGUCGCUACAGAUGUUUUUGGACGAGGAAUUGACAUUGAACGUGUUAAUAUAGUCGUUAAUUAUGAUAUGCCUGAUGGUCCUGAUAGUUAUUUGCAUAGAGUUGGUCGUGCAGGACGGUUUGGUACUAAGGGAAUUGCAAUCACUUUUGUAGCCGAUCAAGACGACGCAGACAUUUUAUUCAAAGUACAGGAAAGGUUUGAAGUAAACAUUACUGAAAUGCCAGCCGAAGUCGAAGUAAACGAUUACAAACCAAAUACAACAAGUCCAACUCCUACUACAACAACAUCAACAACUAGAACACCAACUCCAACAACAAGAGGACCAACAACAAAAACUCCAACAACUACAACACCAAUUCCAACAACAAGAGGACCAACAACAAGAACCCCAACAAGAGGAUCAAAUCCAACAACAAGAAUUCCAAAUCCAACAACAAGAACUCCAAAUCCAAAUCCAACAACUAGAACUCCAAAUCCAAGAACAAGAAUUUCAAAUCCAACUCCAAGAACAAGAAAUCCAAAUCCAACUCCAAAAACAAGAAAUCCAAAUCCAACAACUAGAACAACUCCAACAACUACAACUAGCCACAGAAUUACUCAUCUUCCUCAGUUUGUUUCUUAUUUUAGCAAUUAUAUUUGUUAUUAUAAAUAA
Messenger RNA from Entrophospora candida, 1692 nucleotides. Lineage: Eukaryota; Fungi; Glomeromycota; Glomeromycetes; Entrophosporales; Entrophosporaceae. The record is from the annotation of a GenBank genome assembly.